ACCACUCGACCGCACACUGAAGGUUUUACAUUUCAACAUUUCAACAGUCCUCGACACGCAACAUGGAACUUUAUAGCAACCCCGAAGAAUUUAUGUCGAGAGUUUUCUUGCGCUCUUCCAGAGGUCGAAAUGUCGAAAUACGCAAUGAGUUUGCCGACGCUUCGGAGACCUGCUUCGUUCGGCUUGCGGCACAAUAUGCUGCAGGGUGUCUCUCUCUGAGCGAUUACCUAGAAGGAGUGCUGUCUCACCUGAGGAAAGGAGCGAUAAAGCACAAGUGGGAUGUACCAUCAGAAGAUUUCAGCGACUUACUAGAGCUGGAUCUCUUUGCCGGGGCUGUCAAAUCACGACAUCUCGAUUCUGCUUUCAUCCUCUUAGAAGAACAUGACUACUCUCAGGCAAAACGUCUUGCUUCCAGAGCAUGGGCCACAAAUGAUCCAGACGAGUUUGACCGGCUCUGUAGAGAGGACCAGACCGACCCGUCAGCGUUAUCACCGGAGAUUGCCGACCUCUUGCUGAUCAUCUGCUACGCCAGGCGACACACGCUUUUGUUUCGAUACCUUAUUGACGAGAUAAGUCUAUGGACUAAUAUUCUUAACUUCGGGUGGGUGCAUGACCCCGUGAACUCGGAAACGCAGCGGUUCCUCCAUUAUGGGAUACGUAGCCAAGAUCCCGGACUUGAAAGAGACGGCAGCGUCGCAUUCGGUAGCCAGAAACUACGGGAAUUCCAUCUCGCAUUGGCCUCUAGGGGAAUUUACUGCGACGUGGCAUCACUCGGUGAUUAUCUGGCGUGUUGCAGGUCUCUCGACCAAGCCAUCGACUUCCUCACGGUAUUCCCCGGGAACAAAGUGGGGCCUUCGGACCGUGGCUUGUACGAAUGGGAGUCUGGCGGCUUAGUGGGUAGUAUCGUCAAUUCCCCGACUCUGAAUGGGAAGUUGCGGACGGACAUCAUGAAUCUCGCUCUUGAGUCCAUCAAAGGCGUGGAUGUUAACGCCCUAUUUACCUCCAAUAUAUGGGAAGAUGAUUUACCAGGAAGGAAACGGACGCCUCGUAUGACCGGUCUACAGGUCGCGGCUUGUAAAGGGGACCGAGAGCUUGCCAAGGCUUUGAUUCGGCACGGGGCCCGAUCUGACAUAGUGGAGCACAUAACAGGAUUGAACGCAGCGGGAUUUGCACGGAACAACGGGCAAGUGAACUUCGCGAGAUGGCUUGACGGGUUGUCUCAGGAGUAA
Messenger RNA from Colletotrichum phormii, 1229 nucleotides. RefSeq lists its product as uncharacterized. The record is from RefSeq and is a predicted model, not a curated record. The coding region runs from base 63 to 1229 and encodes 388 amino acids. Gene Ontology annotation, molecular function: protein binding. The transcript has 4 exons. NCBI's taxonomy places the organism in Eukaryota, Fungi, Ascomycota, Sordariomycetes, Glomerellales, Glomerellaceae.